Molecule: messenger RNA, 909 nt
Organism: Rangifer tarandus platyrhynchus (Svalbard reindeer)
Lineage: Eukaryota; Metazoa; Chordata; Mammalia; Artiodactyla; Cervidae
Source: the annotation of a GenBank genome assembly
AUGGUCUCCAGCGACACGGAGAAGGACCGGGGGAAACAGCGAGUCCUGCGGGAGGACGGGGUGCACACCAGGGAGGCUUCUGCCCCUGCGGUGCUGAGCCAGGCGCGCAGGUCCCGAGCCCGAGGUGCUGGCCGGGAGGAGGUCUGGGCGAGGCAGACGGGGGCAGAAGGGCCCAGGUCCACUGACUCUGCCUGCGAGACGCCCAGGCAGACCACCCUGGGGAGGCCGGGCCACAGACGAGGUGGCCUCCAAGGCCCAGGAAGAGGCGGUCAGGGCUCAGACACACACAGGGGCGACCCUGGAGGCCACGGGGAGGAGAUGGCCGUCCGCACGCCCAGGAGGGAGGCCUCCGGAGGGCCAGCCCUGCCCGCACCCGGGUCUGGGGUUCCGGCCUCCAGGCCUGGAGACGUGAGUCCUGCUGUUUCAGUUGCCCGGCUGUGCUUCGCCUUUGCCGGUGCUGGGCUCACUUUGCGGGAUAGGGGGCAGGUACUGCCUCCACCGCUGGGAGCUCUGGCCACCGCAGCCCACUCAGUCCUGGAGCCCACGGCCUGCCGCCUGCCCACACUGGGCUCCGCUCUCGCGAGCCACCCGCCGUCGGGAGCGCUAGGACGGAGCCCAGUCCCCGGGCUGCAGCAUCAGGGCCAGGCAGCGGGACUGGCCAAGGCCUCGGGCGGGCUGACGGCCCUCCCUCGAGGCUCAAGGCUCCGGGCCCCUGCGCAUCAGUCGCGGGGGCCUCCCGAGGGCAAGGGCAGGGUGGACAGCCGCUCCAUCAUCGCUGAGGCCUGGCCUCCCCACCAGAGAUCUGAGCGCGGGGCCUUCGUGGACCGUGCCGUCAUCCCUCAGGCGGAGGCUGAAGGCGGCCUUGCUGUGACAGUCCUGUCUGGGCAUGCCAGGGACAUUGUCCCCUGA